AUGUCAACCUACAAGAUUAUCGCCCCUGGUCGCGUGAACUUGAUUGGAGAGCAUGUGGACCAUCAGAACUACCCGGUGUUUCCUUGUGCGAUUGAGCAGUCGAUUGAAGUUGACGUGGUGAAGCAUCCGUACGUGGAGGGGAAGGAGCCUGCUUUGGCAAUUUUUCAUUCGAACCCCGAUUUCGACAACAUUACUUUCCAGAAGCGUGAAGACAUAAAGAUGGUAGAGGGCAAACACCAGUGGUACAACUACAUAAUUGCAAGUUACUUUGGCAUAUGUGAGUAUCUUUAUAACGGUCAUUCUAUCGAGAAGGGUCAGACGAUAAAGCGUUUCGAGGGUUUACCUAAGGAGUACUAUGAGAAAAUUGACCCGAUCAGUCCGCUGAAUUUCGCCUACAAGGUGACGGUGGGUGGUCAAGGGGUGCCGGUGGCUGCGGGUUUGAGCAGUUCGUCUGCCUUAACUUGCGCCGUGUCGCUUGCUUGGGAUACUGGCCUGAGCCCCGCCAUAUUGGCGACUGUAAGUGCCCAUGGUGAGGGUUACUCUGGCACUGCUGGUGGCGGAAUGGACCAGGCGGCGAUUCUCCUAAGUGAGAGCGGGAAGGCGCUGAAGAUCGAUUUUCAUCCGUUGGAGGUUGAGAGUGUCAACUUGCCGAAGGAGAUUUCUAUUGUGGUGGCGAAUACUGGCCGUGUGGCUUCGAAGGCAGUGGGCUACGCUAAGAUGUACAACAAGCGUGUAUUCGAACUCAAGUGCGCGUGCUAUUUGAUACUGAAGAAGCACGGCAUUGAACUGACACAUGUUCAGCUUAUUCAAAACGGUCUGCGUGACGUACUUCGAAUGAUCAAGAUUUCGGAACAGGACUUCCUCAAUAAGGAGAUGAAGGAAUGCCUGAAGGCUGAUUUCUAUACCCGCGCUGACCUUGAGAAGCUGGUUCCUGCUGACGUCCGAGAAUUCCUACUCGAGAAGAGGGUGGGACAGAAGGUCUGGGAGGUAAACGAUGAUUUCCAUCUGCUAGAAAGAGUUCGACACGUUCUUACCGAAAACGAACGUGUGCUGGAGUUCGUUAAAAUAUGCAAAGAGCUGAAUCACGACCAAGACACACCUCCAGCAGUACUCAAACGUCUCGGGCAGCUCCUGGAUGGCUCUUUCGCCUCUCUCGACGGCGACUUCGACUGCGGCUGCACCGAACUUACUCAACUGGUUAACAUUUGCAGAAAUGCUGGUGCACUAGGAAGCAGACUUACUGGAGCCGGUUGGGGUGGCUGCACUGUCUCCAUUGUCGAGACGCCGAAGCUGCAGGACUUCCUAAAGAAGGUUGAACAGGACUACUACAAACCAAUGAUCUCAGGAGAGAAAAAAUACGACGUUCCUGAACAAUUCAUUGAAAUGGCUAAGAAGGAUAUUAAGAGCGUAUUGUUCGCCACCAAACCCAGUAUGAGCGCCCGUAAAGUGUAG
Gregarina niphandrodes is the source of this 1452-nucleotide messenger RNA. RefSeq names its product galactokinase. NCBI's taxonomy places the organism in Eukaryota, Apicomplexa, Conoidasida, Eugregarinorida, Gregarinidae. The record is from RefSeq and is a predicted model, not a curated record. Gene Ontology annotation, biological process: carbohydrate phosphorylation; galactose metabolic process. Gene Ontology annotation, molecular function: ATP binding; galactokinase activity. Gene Ontology annotation, cellular component: cytoplasm; cytosol. The transcript has a single exon. The coding region runs from base 1 to 1452 and encodes 483 amino acids.